GGAUGGGUCCUCUAGAGGGACAAAGUCACAAAACCCCGUAUUCACCAUACUGGUGGUGGAAGUGAUGGCGCAUACAUCGCAGCAAGGGUUGAUGACCUAUCCCAUUUAUGUGGAGAGUGUGUGCAAUGUGGAGGAUACUGGCAAAUGGUGCAUAUAUCAACGUAAAAAUGAUCACAAUAUGAAGGACAACAUCACUCAUGAUGGAGACAAGUUCAAGCUCACGGCCGACAACUACUCGUAUUGGCAAUCGAUGAUGGAAGACCAUCUAUACUGCAAUGACUUGCAUGAGCCCAUUAUCUACAAAGACAAGGUCGAAGGAAAGAGCAAUGCUCAACGGGAGCUACUCAAUCGCAAGGCCGUUGUAAUAACCUAUAAAUUUAUUGAUAAGGCUCUCUUCGAGCAUGUUUCUACUUACACAAAAGCUUAUGAGUUAUGGACAAAGCUGGAGUCCAUGAUUCAAAAAAAGACACCUCGUAACAAAGCAUAUUUAGUUCGACGGUUGGUGAAACUAGAGUAUAAGGAUGGCCAAAGUAAAAUUGAGCAUUUGGACAACUUCAAGGGGCUCAAAAGCUGGGAUACACUUAUGUUUAUCCUUAGUAACUCAGCUCCGGAAGGAAAGCUCACAAUGGGUACCGUCAGUGAUAGCCUUCUUGGAGAAGAAGCAAGGAGAAUGGAAAGAGGCGAGCCCACCUAUUCCAAGGCCAAUAUUAUUGAGAAGCAGAGUAGGAUCAUGGAUGCUGACUUUGGGAAUGAUGGGUCUAGUGAACUGGAGGCAGAGUCAAAUAAUGCUGACUCUGCUGAACUCAUCCUAUCUAGUGGAGAAAGCGUGCUAGAACUAGAUGUUUUUGGGAAGCUUAUUUCCAAAAUCGAACUAGAUUUAGCAUGCUCUUCUGAGAAACUUGUUAACUUGAACGUACUUAAAAUGCUUGUGGAGACAAGGGAGAAUUACUUUGAGGCUGUCGCGGCAGAUGAUCAAUGUUUAAAUGGUUGCGCUGACAAGGCAUUGGAGUUUGACCUUUUAUCUGUUCUCUUGGACUCUGAAGUAAGGGAACUAAGUGCUUUCUUGUCCACCCUUCAGUUGGAGAUUGACUAUUCCCACCAGAUCAUACCUACAUUUGCGGAUGAGGGAGAACAUUGUAGGAUAUUGAAGGAAAAGUUGUAUGACUCUGAAUAUUUACUUAAACACUUACAAGAGCAGCUGUUGGAAUUGGAGGCACAAUCUUCCAAUUUUAUGGUGACUGAAAACUGGAAGGAUGUUAAGGCUUUGGAAUGUUUUGAGCCGGCUUCUCCUCCAACUCCAAAUACGAAGAUAAAAAUGCAGACUGCAGAGCAGCAAAGGCAUGUCUUGCAAAUGCUGGAGAAAUCUCUUGCAAAUGAGCUGGAUCUUGAGAAGAAACUUUCUGAAACUAAACAAAGUGAAGAAGAGUUGAAACUUGGGUUGCAGCAACAGCUAUUAUGCGUAGAGAUAGAGGUUGAAGAUGCCUGUGAAAGGCUGUUUGGGGCAGAAAAUGCUACCCAAGUUUUAUUGGGGGUUUCAAAAGAGCUAAGAGGACAGCUACAAACAACACAAUUAGAUUUGAACAGUGCAUUGCAGAGAGAGGUAGACUUGAAGUCUAAACUAAAAGAUUUGAAUGAACUGUUGUCAGCAAAAGAAAGCUUAUUGCAGAAGUCAGAGAAUGCAUGUGAAGAGCUUAGGAUAAAGCUUAACUCAGCUGAUAAACUAUUGAAUGACUCAGAGUUUCUCCCACAUAAUUCUACAAACACUGAUGAGAAAUGCAUUGACAUGAAGAAGGUUUGUGAAAUGGAAGCUAGAAUAAGCGGUCUUAUGGAAAACAAUGCCAUAGCUGAAAGAAGAUUUCAGAUUGCAGAGGCUGAGUGUAAAUCAUUAAAAGAUGCUAAUAUGGAACUUAACGAAGAUCUCAUUACCCUUAGGAACAGUAGUAGUAUAACUUCUGAGAGAGUUUGUCUGCUUGAGAAGCAAUUGAAGGAAUCUGAGCUAAAUCUUAAACAUGCAGUAGCAUCUGAAGCCAGUCAGGAAAAACAAACCAAUGUAAAUUUUACCAUCAGGGAUAUGGAAAAUCUGAUUGAUGAUCUCAUUACCCUUAGGAACAGUAGUAGUAUAACUUCUGAGAGAGUUUGUCUGCUUGAGAAGCAAUUGAAGGAAUCUGAGCUAAAUCUUAAACAUGCAGUAGCAUCUGAAGCCAGUCAGGAAAAACAAACCAAUGUAAAUUUUACCAUCAGGGAUAUGGAAAAUCUGAUUGAUGGUCUGAACUUGAAGCUUAUUGAAGCUGAAGAAAAGUGCAUCAUCUUAUCUGAAGCUAAUGCAGAUCUGAAUGACGAAUUGGAGUUUCUAAAAGGUAGAAUGAAAUGCUUGGAAGCAUCAUUGCAUCAAGCAGAGGAGUCAAAGAAGGCUACUGCCAGAGACAUUAACUUCCAUGCUAAACUUAUAGCGGACUUGAUUAUGCAAUUGACUCUUGAAAGAGAAAGACUUCAUAAACAGAUAUGUUCAUUGAGAAUAGAGAAAAAGGCCUCAGUGAAGCAGUGUGAGCAUAAGGAUACAACUCCUUGUGCACCUUUUGAUAGAGAUAGAGAAAAUGCGGGAGAUUUUUUGUCUGCAAAAUCACCAAAUGGGAGUGAAGAAGAGGCCACUGAGCUUUUUUUGCCUAAGAACGUGGAAGGCAAUGAGUACGAAAUAAAGUUCAACGAUGAAGAGAGAAGAAGCCUUAUAGCAUCCAAGCUUGAUUCUGAUUCCACAAGGGACAUAGAUGCAAGACAGCUUAAGUUGAGAUAUUUCCUCACAGCUGCUCUUUUGAUUACGGCUCCACCUCUUCUUGCUCUUCUCUAUUACCCGCAAAACACCUAAUCCUGAUCUGGACCCGACCCAUCUUUUGGAGAUUAAGGUAUCGAACAAAACCUUGAGAUCUUUUUUAGUCCACAACAUCAAAGAUCUUUUAGAUUGUAAUGUUCCAAAUUACAGACAAGUUGUUUUUUGGGCAGGGCAAAGGUAACAUUG
This is a messenger RNA of Cuscuta campestris, 3013 nucleotides long. NCBI's taxonomy places the organism in Eukaryota, Viridiplantae, Streptophyta, Magnoliopsida, Solanales, Convolvulaceae. The record is from the annotation of a GenBank genome assembly.